Echinococcus granulosus is the source of this 579-nucleotide messenger RNA. RefSeq lists its product as hypothetical. The record is from RefSeq and is a predicted model, not a curated record. The transcript has a single exon. Bases 1 to 579 code for a protein of 192 amino acids. Lineage: Eukaryota; Metazoa; Platyhelminthes; Cestoda; Cyclophyllidea; Taeniidae.
AUGGAAACAAUAAAGUGUCCAUGCUCGUGCGUGUUAAAGCCCGAACCCACGGCUGAAAUGCUACUCACUUCACAACCUGUGAAGAAGUGUGCAUGCUCGACUGCGUUAAAGGUGGAAUCCUCUACUGACGUUUUACAUCCUCUACAACAUAUGAAGAAGUGUGUAUGCUCAACUGUGCUGAAAACGGAACCCACAACUGAGGGUUUACUCACAUCACAAGCUGUGAAGAAGUGCGCAUGCUCGACUGUGAUGAAGACCGAACCCACAAUCGCGGGUCUACUCCCAUCACAACAAGUGAAGAAGUGUACGUGCUCGACUGUGCUGAAGACAGAACCCACGAAUGAGAGUUUACUUUCUUCACAACAGGUGACGAAGUGUACAUGCUCGGCUGCGUUGAAAACAGAACCCACGACUGAGGGUUUACUCUCUUCACAACCUGUGAAGAAGUGUUCAUGCUCAAAUGAGGUUAUACUUUCACCAAAGCCAGUGAAAAGGCCCCCAAAUUCCAUUGAGGAUGAGGAGCUACUGGACGGCUUACAAGCACUUCUCAAGGUUUUUCUGGCUUUAAAAUCGGUGUGA